Anisakis simplex (herring worm) is the source of this 333-nucleotide messenger RNA. The record is from the annotation of a GenBank genome assembly. NCBI's taxonomy places the organism in Eukaryota, Metazoa, Nematoda, Chromadorea, Rhabditida, Anisakidae.
GAGCUAUCGAAGACACCGUCGCAGGAAUCGUUAAAAAGCGGUGACUCUCAAGCGAGUACAGUGAAUAGUACGGAAGUUGUGGAUGAACAACACGAUAAAAAACCAACAUCCACAACAGUUACGGCAUCGUCGUAUCCAACCAAGGAUAUGGCUAAUCUGAGGCGUAGAUCACAGAUUUCUCGAAGCACUCGUCGCGGUACCGGUCCGAUCUCGUUUGAAGAGGUGCAGUCAGCAUUGGAUGCGAUCUCAACUCCUCCGAAGGAUCAGUCACAACAACAAGUCACCGAGGGUGUGAGCAGUCUAAAUGCACCAUCCACAUCCUACACGAACACA